AUGCCGCCUAAAAAGAGCAACACGGCCAAGAAGUCUUGCGGCGGUUCUGCCCGGAAACUUUUGGCACCUGCCGGCUCUCCUCCGACGCCCGCAGGAUCAACAUCGUCCGCGCCAUCCUUAGAGCCAGAGGACGCUAGGAUUCCGGAAGAACACAGUAUAUUGACUGACUGGAGCAAAUGCAUUGAGGUGCCCGAGGCGCACGUCGAUGCCGUCCGACAUCCGGACGUUAUAUUUUUAUGUCUUUCUUGUCACUCAUUGCGGACGGUUAAGGAGCCCGCGCCAUAUUUUGGCUUCUACCGUAACGUUUUGCCAGAGGAAGGAGGAACGCCUGUACUCCCAGGCUUCCUACAGUUCAACGGCAAGUAUGAGCUGGCGUCCAACUCCAUCUUGGCAGCCACACCCCUCGCCAUCGUCCAUUUUGCCCUUGGCGCCAAGUACACAAUCUCCACACCCGUUCCACUCCUCUCGCAUUACCUCGACAAGUACUACCCCAACGGUGGGUUUCUGUACGUCGAGAUCUCGUUCGACGUCGCCACCUAUACGAAGAUCGACAAGUACACCCGCGACCAGGUCGAAACGGUUGCUAAGCUCGUCCGUCACCUUGGCUCAACUGGUCGGGUCUUUGCGUUUCUCUCCAACCAUUCGGAAGAAGACAGCGGUUGGCUCUAUGCAGGGAAGGAGGGUCGAGGUGAGGGAGAGUAUGUUGCGAUGGAAGUUCAGCAUGUUCUCUCCACAGUGUUGAAGCCCUACGCCAGGAUCCUCAAGUCCGCACACAUCGUCUUCCUGGUCUGCGGUUCUGUGGUGGCAUACAAGACGCCCUACACUCAGCUCAAGGAGUCCGUUCUUCAAUUCAACUUCGCAUCUGCAAUUCUCUUUUCCGCAGCUCGCUUUCAACCCCUUGUCGCCACUAAUUUCUUGGUCGCCAUGGCGGAACUUGUUGCGAUUGAGCAACUCAGCAUCCGCACUGUAUUUCCGACCCUCCUUAGUAUGUCAGGCGGUCUCGGUCAACACACCAGCGUCAUCCUGAUGACUCCCGUCAACAUUGAUGGUUGCUGCAAGCUGGAACUCACUACAUUCGCGCGCGCUCACACUCAGACUUCGCCUUGGGGCGUUCCUAUUCCUGCGCAAUGCCCCCAAUGUGGCUCUACCAAGAGCUGGGGUGAGAGGGUUGCUGUGACAGUUUCUGAUGAGAAUCGCGACGCGCACGCCUCAGCCCAAGGCUCUGUUUGCCAGUACAUCUACACAUGCAAGUACACCAACUGUGGUAGCACGCAAAAGUUGCCGUGCUACAAGUUUUCUGUCACCAAGCCUCCUGGGUCCAUCAUCAACAAUGCCAGGACCAAGAACUGCGCUUGGUUCAAGUCGCCUUCUACUCAUUUUGUAUCUCAGUCUUUACCUGACUCUACCCAAGGCAAGCGCAAGAAUGAGACAGCGUCUCCUGGGACUGCAAAGAAGGCGCGCAAACAGGAUUCCGAGGAUUUACCAAAGGGAUUGAAAAAGGCUAUCAGGAGGUACUACCUCCAGUUCUUAACGGACACUGAUGAUCGACGUGCUGAGCAAGAGGUCUUGGGUGAUGAGCCGGAGGAAGAACCAUCUGGCGUGUCCCCUGAGGACAGAGAAUUGGCGGCUCGUCCUAAGGACGCAGGGUUCUACAAGAAGGAGCUUAAUGCUUGGGACGUCGCGCAGAAACUCUUCAAGCAGGAGAUGGACGACUACGAUAAGGAGCAGCAACAGAAGAAAGGCGUGCAACAUUCUAUUAAGUAUAGGACUGGACAUGCGAGGGAGUGGUUCAACAACAUGACCUCUGCACAUCAGAAGGAAGUUGAGGAGGCGAGGGACAAGUGGAAUAGGGAAGGUGCCCCAGCAGAAGCACAGGCGAUGUAUCGAAAGAAAAGCCUCAAAAAAGUUCUCGACGAUUUUACAGAACAGAUAAGGCGUUCUAUGGGUUGCCGAGUCGUGAUGUUAGUCAGUCACAAGAAAAAUGCCGAUCAGACUUUAAGUGUCAAGAUUCAUGAGUCUCAGCCUGUCAAUCACAAGAAACCGUUUAGCCUGAGUUCUCGAGGAAGCAAAGAGUGGACGUCCGAAGGUUUUGAAAAAUUUGCCGAGUGGUCGAAGGAAGAAUUCUACUGCUCAAUGACCGCGUAUCAGACCCCCACCAAUGAUGAUGAUGUGACUUCGUCCGAUGAAGACAGAGUGGGCCUCAAGGGGCAACAAGAAUUGGUUCGCAAAUUUUUCAUGCAUCUUACAAAGUCUUCACUGGUAGCAAAAAGCCAGUACCUUGGCUCUCGAUUGCCGGCAAACCUUUUGGUGUACCUGGAUCCAGACUCCAUCCCUGAGGGAAUAAACCAUCUUUGGGGCCAUUGGGAAGCCAGGAAGGCUUCGAAACAGAAACUGGUUAUUUUUGGUCGGGGCCGCGAGAAACAAUCUAAAAAGAAGUAUGUACCAGUCGACACUGAUGAUGAAGAGGAGGCUUCAGCUGCGCCUACAUCCACGAAACGUACAAGACAGCUGGCCGAGGCUAAGGCGUCCUCCAAGCCCAAGGCCAGCACAAGGCCCACCAAGAAUUCAAGACCGCAAACCCAGGACAGCUCCGAGGAUAGCUCUGAUGAUAAUCUCACUCCAUCGAAAGGGCUGGUUAAGCGACCAUCAGUUGGUCAAGAAGUCGUGCGCACACCAGCCACUGUGCCAAAGAAAGAUCGGAUGUCAUUCUUACGGUCUCUCAGCAGCCAGGACGAAUAUCUGCUUUUGAUUUCGCGUCUUGGUGACUUGAAAAAGGAACAAAGCUCUGAGGCAAUGGAAUGGCCCGCUUGGGCGACAUGGAGUUGGGACAGAUCACACCUUCCGAAUAGUGUGCACUCAGACGAGCGUGAGUUGAACAAGUUCUUGGAGAUAGUCGUCUCUGCCAAGAUCUCUGGCUUGGUAUCAGCCAUGGGGGUUAGCCUAGGUCUUGGGAUGCUGCUAAGAGAAUGCAAGCGAGUUAUCGAAUAUGAGGAGGACGAAGCUACCCCGAACACCCCCUCUUACCUUGGCACCUCUAUUUUGAGUAUCAAGACCCACGACCUCGUCAUAGAGGCAAUCAAUACAGCCAGAGGUGGGGUUACGCGGAUGCUCAAGGCGAAGGAAGGACAACGUGCAGCCAUUGCUGAGGCUGCUGCUG
Messenger RNA from Suillus paluster, 3157 nucleotides. RefSeq lists its product as uncharacterized. The transcript is spliced from 15 exons. The annotation marks the transcript as partial. The record is from RefSeq and is a predicted model, not a curated record. NCBI's taxonomy places the organism in Eukaryota, Fungi, Basidiomycota, Agaricomycetes, Boletales, Suillaceae.